Molecule: messenger RNA, 443 nt
Organism: Durusdinium trenchii
Lineage: Eukaryota; Dinophyceae; Suessiales; Symbiodiniaceae
Source: the annotation of a GenBank genome assembly
GACUUGGCACUGCCGCCAUGAUCCCAUCGCUUUGCCUCUAUGAUGUGGAUGGCGGUCAACGGGUCGUGAUGCUGAACAUGCUCACAGGCGUAGAGGACAAGGUCCGAGGGGAAGGGACGCACUUCAAGGUGCCCUGGUUGAUGCAGCCGAAGUGGUACAGCAUCCGCUCCAGACCGAAGCUCAUCCAGACCACCACCGGAACCAAGGACCUGCAGAUGGUCACGAUUCACAUCAGAAUGCUCUUUAAGCCUCAAAUCGAAGGGCUUCCCAUCAUCCACAAGACCCUCGGAGAGGACUAUGAUGAGCGUGUCCUUCCGUCCAUCGCCAACGAGGCAAGGGCGGCCAAGCCGGACAUGAGCCGAAUGGAUCGUGACGCACUUAUAUAUGAAGAGGAGAAGAACUUGUCCUAUCCCAUGAGAAGUAAGAACCUUGUUGCCACCUAG